AUGUCACCCACACAUGUGGCCCCAUAUGAGCUGUUCGAAGCUAUGGACCCCGCGGGUUCCGGUGAGAUAGAUAUCGCUGCUCUGAUGCAAAGCUAUUGGGAUGUCGAGUACCGAGGGGCUUCUCGGGAUUCAAGCGACAGGGAAACUAUGACGUCUGAAAAUGGUAUGAGCUCGGGGAACUUGAGACGCAGUCAUCGUAUUGCUGCAGUUCUGGCCUUCCGAAAUGCGAGAUACGACGAUGCUAUUGUGAAUGCUAAACAAGCGCUUCGUGGUACAGCUGGGGCGGUGGACUCACCAGAGGCAGCUCUAGUUGAGCUCCUCCUGUUGUCGCGUGCAUAUGCGGCGAGCAACCAGCACGACUUGGGAGCGGGAUUCGUCAAUAGCCUGACGAUCGCGGUAGGUGGCCCUUGGGAUGACUUCUUUUAA
Molecule: messenger RNA, 426 nt
Organism: Perkinsus marinus ATCC 50983
Lineage: Eukaryota; Perkinsozoa; Perkinsida; Perkinsidae
Exons: 4
Coding region: 1-426 (141 amino acids)
Source: RefSeq, a predicted model, not a curated record